Molecule: messenger RNA, 3228 nt
Organism: Formica exsecta
Lineage: Eukaryota; Metazoa; Arthropoda; Insecta; Hymenoptera; Formicidae
Product: homeobox protein Nkx-2.4-like
Exons: 5
Biological process (GO): cell differentiation; regulation of transcription by RNA polymerase II
Cellular component (GO): nucleus
Molecular function (GO): DNA-binding transcription factor activity, RNA polymerase II-specific; RNA polymerase II cis-regulatory region sequence-specific DNA binding
Source: RefSeq, a predicted model, not a curated record
UGUCGCGCCGUUGUUACGUCUAGCGCCGGCCUCAUCAUUCCGCGAAGCGCGAGCUUCAAGUACUUCGACGGCGUCGGGCUUGCCGAGAUGAGCGGCGGCAGCGGCGGCGGCGGUGGCGGUGGCGGUGGCAAUCAAGGCGGCAACGCUAAUGCUACGACCUAUCAUCAGCACCAGCAGCAACAGCAGCAGCAACAGCAACAACAGCAGCAACAGCAGCAACAACAGCAACAGCAGUCGCAACUGGAGCAGGCUGGUCUGCUGUCUGAUCUCAAUGGCAUCGAUCUGGCGAUGAGCCUGUCGCCCAAACAGCAUUCAUCCCACGUACAAACAGCCGGUGGUGCUCACACGACGCCGUUCAGCGUUACUGAUAUCCUGUCGCCGAUCGAGGAGUCUUACCGGAAGCUCGAGCUAGCCGCCGCCGCCGCUGCCGUCGGUGUCGGCGUUGUCACGCAUUCCCAGGCCUCGCCCUACGGGAACGCUUGCGGUGCACGGGUGGGCGGCAACACCGGUAGCUCGAGCGCGAGCAGCGGCAGCCCGCCGUUGCACGGCGGCUCGACGCCCGGCGGCAGCACCCCCGGACCGGUUUCCUCCGUUGCCAACGGGGCCAUCCCCGGCGGCGGCGGUAGUGCCGGCGGCGGCAGCGGCGGUAGUGCCGGCGGCGGCAUGAGCAUGGGUAAUCCUUACGCCACUAUGCAACUUACGUCGCAAUACCAGUACUGUGCCGCGGAAUUGUCGCCGUACCAUCACGCCGGGCCCGGCGUCGGCGCCACGGCUACGGCAGCGGACCCCAUGCGGUCCCACGCGGUGUCGUCGCAUCACCAUCCUUGGUACGCACCGGCGCCACCGGCCACCAACGACCCGCGCUUCGCCAUCUCGCGACUAAUGGGCGCCGCGGCGGCGGGCGCCGGGACCAAUAUGGCCGGCUGCUCGGUGGGCCAGUCGAUGGGCGACGUGACCAAGUCAUCGGGGAUGGGGGUGGGCGUCGGCGUCGGGGUCGGCGUCGGCAUGGGCGUCGGCGCGAUGCAGUUUCCCCUCGCGCAGAGACGGAAGAGACGCGUGCUCUUCACCCAGGCCCAGGUUUACGAGCUCGAAAGGCGAUUCAAGCAGCAAAAGUACCUCAGCGCACCCGAACGGGAGCAUCUGGCGUCUUUAAUUCAUUUAACGCCUACGCAGGUGAAAAUAUGGUUUCAAAAUCAUCGGUACAAGUGCAAGAGGCAAGCAAAGGAGAAAGCUAUGGCCGAGCAAAACGCCCAAAACCAGAGCGCGAGUUCGCCGCGACGGGUUGCGGUGCCGGUGCUGGUGAAGGACGGCAAGCCGUGCGGGAGCGGCGGUGGCGGCGGGAACGAGGGUAGCCGCGGCGGGCCCAGCGCGGCCCUAGCGAGUCCGGCGCCGCACAUGACCGCGGCCUCGAGUCCGCACGGCACUCACCAUGCGGCCGCCUCGUCCCAUCACUCGGUCGUGGCCGGCGUCAGCCACGUGAUGAGCUCGAGCCAGAGUCUCCAGCACUGCUCGUACACGCGAGCCGGCGCCCAACAGGGUAUGCAGCAGCAACAGCAGCCGCAGUGCGGCGCGUAUCUGCCGUUGCAGGGCCGCGCCUGGUAGUGCGCGCCAUCCGCGGCGGGGGCCGCGGCCUACGCCGCCAAUCCCUCCGUCGCAGGCCCAUGGGCCCUCGCCGCGGAUCCGGCCGCUUGGUAUGCCAUACCCGACGACAGUCCUUAGAAGAGGGAGAGUGACUGACGCGACUGAUCGUCGAAUCGUACGCAGCAGCACGGGCCGCAUCGCGGAAACGGACGAUGCCAUCGGGAUGAACCCGAGCCUCGUUUCCGCCGCAUCCGGUUCAUCAUGCGUCGCAGAUCGUCUGAAGUGCCUGCGGCAGCGAUCGCGUACCCCUUUCUAUCUGCUUGAAAGACUUGCCCGUAAGCUGCGCUCCAUCACACGAUUACAAGGAGGAUAAUCUAUCAUUGGACGCGUGUAUACCUUUCGCGCUAACCGUGCGACGUUACAGCAAUCGACAAUCGAUGAUAUCAAGGGUAUAUGCUCAGUGAUUGUAGAGACUAUUAAAGUGUGAUAAUUUGCAAUUAUCUAUGGUCAAUAAAGUACGCGCUCUCAUGGUGGAGAAUCGGGCCGAUUGAUCGGUGAUAUUACGAUGAGAACACUCCAAAUCGGGAUUAUCGUACAUCGAUACAGUAAUCGAGCCACGUGGUUUUAUAUCUGUCAUCGCCGCGAGAUCGCGAGCGUUCGUUUUGCGAAGCUCUAGCUUCGGAUCAACAAUCAGUUUGUACGAAAAAAGACGAAUGCCUGCUGCAUCUUGCAUUCCGAAGGAAGCAGACACUAUGAAUCUUUCCGCAGAGAAAUCGACGGAAGAAAGUCUCGCGAAGAAGAAGCACGGAAAUCUUGGUGAUGUAUUUUCUUGUUACGCAAAGACUACACGUAUUUUAUGUAAUGACACAUUUCCCAAACAACGCACUUUAUUUAUUUAAAAUGUCAGUUUCCAGGUCGUUCGAUAAAUUAAUAAACAAACUUAUGAGAUGACAAAAGGUUGUAAAAAAAUGAUACCAACGAUGUAUUCUGAUAACGAUUAGUUAGAAUCAGAUGGGAAGAGGUAAUAGUCGCAUUCGGGAAGAAACUCAAUGAUCGUACAAUCAUCGUGUAGCUGCAAAUUUCUUUUAUUAACUGAACAACAUUAAACUUUCUGCAUUCAUAGUAAAAUAAACACACAUAUUGGGAGAAAAGAAAAAAAUGUAGAAACCACAUAAAAAGCCUAAUUAAAGCUACACAGCUAAACAGCCUUUAAACGAGACGACGAAAAUAAAUCAUAUAAUAAAAUCAUACAAUAUAACAACACUAGAAAUAUUUUCAAAAUUAAAAAAUUCAAGAAAAGGAAUGUUAAAUAUAGUUAUGCAAAAUAUUGCAAUAUAAUCUAUUCCCUUUGUUUACGUUUCUCUCGAAUAAUUUGACGUCAAUGUUUUUUUUUACGCGACAAAGAUUUAUUCGAAUAUCACUUUUGCUUAAGACACGAUACACAUUUCAACAUUCCAAUAUUGUACAUUUUAAUUAAAGAAAUUAGUUUUCUCAAAACAAUAUGCAUUUGUCGGUCUGUACGUCAGUGCUUAGUUCAGUUUUCACUAAAGAAGGAUCAACCUCAAAAAUUUACCAAUGCAAUUACAUGAUAAGUGCACGAUACAUUGUUGCUUUACAAUGUCAAAUUUCAGUAUUUAAAGACGGAAU